Molecule: messenger RNA, 405 nt
Organism: Penicillium pulvis
Lineage: Eukaryota; Fungi; Ascomycota; Eurotiomycetes; Eurotiales; Aspergillaceae
Product: succinate dehydrogenase assembly factor 3
Exons: 3
Coding region: 1-405 (134 amino acids)
Biological process (GO): succinate metabolic process; mitochondrial respiratory chain complex II assembly
Cellular component (GO): mitochondrion; mitochondrial intermembrane space
Source: RefSeq, a predicted model, not a curated record
AUGCGUAUCGCCCACCGUCUCCUUAUGGCCACGCCGGCCUCGAUCGGCUCCAAAUCCAGUCUCAGCGAAGCGCUCGCUCUCCUGCCGCCGCUCCAGCUUUACCGUCGCAUCUUGCGCGUCCACCGCAGGCUGGACCCGGAGAUGCGCGUGCUCGGCGACUCAUACGUGAAGAAGGAAUUCCGGGCGCAUAAAACAGCGGAGAACCCAUUGCACAUUAUUGGAUUCUUGACUGAGUGGCAGCUCUACGCGCAGAAGAUGGAGGGCGAUAAUUGGGCUGGGGAGAAGCUGGACAAGUCCAAGCUGGACAAAAUGAGUGAUCAACAAAUUGGUCAGCUUUUUGAGCUUUUCCAGGCUAUUCGCAACGAAGGUGAACAGGGUGAGGGCGAGGGUGAGAGCCAGAAAUAA